This is a messenger RNA of Ostertagia ostertagi, 363 nucleotides long. The record is from the annotation of a GenBank genome assembly. Lineage: Eukaryota; Metazoa; Nematoda; Chromadorea; Rhabditida; Trichostrongylidae.
AUGAAUGCAAAUAGCCAACCAAUGUUUUCGGGAGGAGAAUUCCAUCAGCCGAUGCAGCCGCAGCACAUAAUUCCGCAGUCAAUGGAUAUGGGUGGAAUGAUGAAUCAACAACAGCAGCAGUAUCAACAACAGCCUAUUUUUGCGAGCCAACCAAUGCCAGCAUCUAUGCCAGUUUCCGCUCAACAACCGAUGAACAUGAUGCAAGGAGGUCAACAGUUCCAACAUCAAAACAUGGGAAUGAUGCACGGACAACCUAUGAUGAUGAGACAGCAGAUGCCUCCGUCAUUUCAACAACAUCCUCAAGGAAUGAUUCAGCAGCCUGGAGGUAACAUUUCGAAGAUGUGUGGUUAUUUUUUAGGCAGG